GUCGUAAACCGUCUCUUUCUCUGCCGGUUCGGUCGGAUCUCUCUCUCUCUCUCUCUCUCUCUCUGUGGAACUCCAUGGAACCGCCGGUCCCUCGAGCUCUACCGCCGCUCGCUCCCUCCCCGACCGCCGCCAAAGCGCCGGACGCGACGGCCGCGAGCAAAACAACCAGAGACAGGGAUUUCCUCCUCCACCUCGAGGCCUACCUCGCCAAGCGAGACGGCGUCGACAAGGCCCUCAAGAUCUCCAGGUACGCCGCGAAGAUCGUCCUCGCCUCCUCCCUCCUCCCCGAGACCCUGCCCCUCCACCGCCGCCUCAAGAGCUUCGAGUCCAGCGUCGGCCUCAGCCGCAAGGCCUUCCGGUUCGGCAAGUUCGUCCAGGACGUGAACGCUUUCCGAGCCUCGCCCCUCGACUCCGGGCAGGACCUGAUUCUCUCCCUCAUCGCCUACGGCGGCGAGGGGAUAUACUACUUCGUCGAGCAGUUCGUCUGGUUGGCGAAAUCGGGCCUCAUCGACGGCCGCCACUCGCGCCUUCUGUCGAAGAUCAGCGCGUGGGCGGAGUUCGUCGGCUACGUCGGGAGCGUGAAUCUGAAAAUUAGGGAUUUGAGGAUGUUGCGGGAGGACGAGGCGUGCGUCGAGUCCAGCAUCGAGAUCGCAACGUCGAGGGGGGUUGAUUGCAAGGACGAAGAAUUGAAGUUGAGGAAGUUGAGGGAGAAGAAGUUGAUGAAGAAGCUGUCCAUAAUUCAGGACCUGGCUGAUGGGCUGAUGGCCUUGGCCGACAUUAGGGACGGGAAGGGGCGGCUCUCGGGUCCGCUUUUGAUGUCGUGCGCGGGGCUCGUGUCGGCCCUGAUUAGCACUCAUAAGAACUGGGUGUCUUGUUGAUCCUGCUGCGACUUUGCAUAGUGAGUUUGAGCUGCUUUCUUUCAUUAUAAUGGCGAUCACUCAGAUUCUUGUUUAGAGAAUUUGACAGGGCAUAUGGCAGAGAAGGACUAGGAAUUGGAAUUGGAAUUUGAAACGAAAGUGAAAUACAAAUAAGAGAGGCUUUUGUGCUUCACCAUCAUUUUGAUGAAGGCGUGGUGGAUUUUAUCUAUUUAUUUGAUGGGUUCUGAUUCUGAUGUGCAAACUGAAAUGUCAUUCUCGAGCAAAUAGGCACAAUUGCGAUGUCCUUUUAAUUUCUUUGUCAAGUAUGCUAAGAGUCUUGCAAAUCAAGCAGGCGAGGAUGAUGACAUUGACAUAGCAUUUCAAUCUCAAAUCCUCAGUCUGAGCUUAUAUUUCAGAAUUUGACCAAGACUGUUGAAGUCGAAUCAAAUCAAAGGAAGGGGACUGCAAAGUUCCUUCUGGAGAUCCCUGAGAAACAAUGGUUUGAAGUCUCAGGUCUAUCUCUCUGUAGGAACUUGACAAACUUAUCGAAACUAGCGCUCUUUGAAUGAUGUUUCUGUAGGCAGUGGGUUGAUCUCUCUGUAGGAAGGAACUUGGCAGAUUAUCAAAACCAGCGGUCUUCAAAUAAUGUUUCUGUGAGCUGUAGAUUAUAUGGACUUGCAGAAAGAAGCUGGUUUUGAGUCAUUUGCUGCAACACUGACUAUUAUCUGUAACUUGGUGCUCUGGAUCUUGAGUACUCUUCCGCAAGCUAUGCACUGCCCCCCUUCAUUGA
Messenger RNA from Eucalyptus grandis, 1647 nucleotides. Its product is annotated as peroxisomal membrane protein 11A. Gene Ontology annotation, biological process: regulation of peroxisome size; peroxisome fission. Gene Ontology annotation, cellular component: peroxisomal membrane. Lineage: Eukaryota; Viridiplantae; Streptophyta; Magnoliopsida; Myrtales; Myrtaceae. Bases 75 to 878 code for a protein of 267 amino acids. The transcript has a single exon. The record is from RefSeq and is a predicted model, not a curated record.